CACCCAACCCCCUUGUCUACCUCCCAGGCCCCCAAUUUAGGUCGACAUUCUAGGGAAAGUUGUUUACCAAAGAAUGAACCGUACCUAAUUGGGGAUGAGUAGGGAGCGAGCUAGGAUGGGCGAAUUUAGGGGUGAAUUAAAGAUGUAAAACAUAUUUCGAGAUCAAAUCAGCCAAGACACUAGCCAAUGUCAAAAGAACCGUGCUCUUCUUCUUGUUGUCUACUUCGCAGCCAUGCUUGGAUUGCUUGCCAUCAUCGUAUAUCUCGCAUACUUUGUCCUUUUCUUGUACAAAAUUUCCGGCAUUAGGGAACCGGGCGCUCUGGCCUUGAACCGGAGUUACAUGGAGUAUCGGCUCGACCCGGAGGAUGGGGCCCCGGGCUGGGUCCGUGGGAAGCUUGAUCACUGGGGUGAUGCUAUCGCAACUUGUCUCGCCAGCAGUGUUCCAAAGUGUGCUCAGUUGGAUCUGCAGGCUUAUUCUGGGCCUGAAGAUUUCUUCAAAACAAAUCUUACAGCCUUCGAGUCAGGAUGCUGCAAGCCACCAACACCAUGUGAGUUUACAAUCCAAAAUGCAACAAAUUGGAUAGCCCCAGUGGCUCCCGGGGCAGACCCUGACUGCGUUAAAUGGAACAAUGACCCAAACCAGCUUUGCUACUCGUGUGAUUCUUGUAAAGCGGGAUUAGUAGUCACUAUUGGGAAGGGAGGAAAAGAUGCAUGUUUCAUUCUGGUUAUUGCCUUUCUGGUUUUGGUAGGGGUUUGUUGUUUUGAGGGUUAUGCCCUUUACAAGGUCAAUGUGCUCAAAUCUAAGGAUGAACUUAAGAAACCCCAAAAAGGGGAUCAAGGAGAAAAGAAGUGAUUUGCAUUGUUCUAAUCAGAUCCAGGGCCGGCCCAAGGGUGGGCCGAGCAGGCCAACCGUACCGGGCCCAAUGUUUUAAGGGGCACAAUUUUUUCAUAUUUUGCAUAAUAUAUAUACAAAUUUCGUACUACUCUUAUAUAAUAAAAAAUAGAAUACCCAAAAUUGGGUGGAGUGAGGUUCAAACCUAGGCAAAUAACUUGUAAUGAGAUGCUCCAUCCACUUGAGCUACCAAGUACAUUGUUAGACAACUCACGCAAUACUAUAUAUAUUUAAUUAUUUUAUUGAUUAUAAGUAAACUUCCAAUUAAUUAGAAAAAGAAACACAAGUAGUAUCU
Cuscuta campestris is the source of this 1187-nucleotide messenger RNA. The record is from the annotation of a GenBank genome assembly. Lineage: Eukaryota; Viridiplantae; Streptophyta; Magnoliopsida; Solanales; Convolvulaceae.